Molecule: messenger RNA, 2139 nt
Organism: Brachypodium distachyon (stiff brome)
Lineage: Eukaryota; Viridiplantae; Streptophyta; Magnoliopsida; Poales; Poaceae
Product: probable protein kinase At2g41970
Exons: 4
Coding region: 778-1875 (365 amino acids)
Biological process (GO): protein phosphorylation
Molecular function (GO): protein tyrosine kinase activity; ATP binding
Source: RefSeq, a predicted model, not a curated record
UGACACCGAGCCUGAAAAGGCAUAAACUGCUGAUUUCGCCCAAUAGAUAUUGCUUUUAUAUCAUGUUUAGUUCCGACUGACCAACAAUUUUUUUUUUCUGGUGAACAAAGGGAACCCCUACGCCUGAAAUGUGAGCACCACCGUAGCACUGCAGUCCUCCCUGGAAUCGGAAGACAGGCCUGUCAUGGCGCACUUUGUCAAGGGCGUCGCUGCAGAAACGUGAAGGGUUGCACGGGAGCACGUCGGACCCGGAGCUCGCCGCGGCGCAAACGUGGGCGAUCAGUUUGACCUUGAUUUCUUCUGCCGGUUGGUCGCGCCUUAAAUUUGGCAAUCGCCAAGACCAAAUCAUCUUUUAAUCAUUCUUCAGCAGAUAAACUAAACAAUCUCCAAUAAACCAUGGUCCUAGUAUGUAUGUGCCUGUCAGGAUGUAAAAGCAAGUGCAUCCCACGUAGCCGCGAGCGAAUGAUUGAUUGCAAUCGGACGCCGGGAAUCGCGUCGCUCGAUCGACUCGCAAGUCGUAGAGUACGCCUUUUCCCGUAACCACCGUCGCCCCGUUCGGCAGCGGCUUUGUCGGUCUCCACCCUUCUCCUGAUUUUUUUCUUGCCUCUGCAAUCUGCAUGCCGUAUAGAAUUGUCAGUUACUCGAUCGGCGGUUGACAUAUGUACGAUAUAUAGCUAAGCUCAACAUCCACACGUAUACCUGCUGGUGCUGGCCUUCGAGUUGUUCUUUACUGCUGAGAUUGCAAUUGCCGUACGUGUGUUUCUUGGAUCAAGAACGAUGUGGUGCUGCGCGGGCGUGGAGGAGGAGCGACACGGCCCGCCCGCCGGCUACCCGGCCACGCCGCCGCCGCGAGCUCCAGCGCAAGCGAGAGGGCCUCACGCGCCGAGGAACGGCGUCGGGCCAGCCAAGGUGCUGCCGAUCGACGUGCCGGCCGUGUCGCUGGCGGAGCUGAACCGUGCGACGGGCAACUUCGGCAGCCGGUCCCUUGUCGGGGAAGGCUCCUACGGGCGCGUGUACCGCGCGAAGCUGAAUAGCAGCACGGGGGAGACGACCACCGUGGCCGUGAAGAUGUUCGACAACGGCGGGUCCGGGCAGCCGGAGCCCGAGUUCUGCGCGCAGCUGUCGGUGGUGUCGCGGCUCAAGAGCGAGCACUUCACCCAGCUGCUGGGCUACUGCCUGGAGCUCAACAACCGGAUCGCGCUCUACGAGUUCGCCACCGAGGGCUCCCUCUACGACAUCCUCCACGGGAAGAAGGGCGGCGCCGGCGGGCAGCAUCAGCAAGGGCCCAGCGGGCCGGCGCUGACGUGGGCCCAGCGGGCCAGGGUGGCCCUCGGGGCGGCGAAGGGGCUGGAGUACCUCCACGAGAAGGCCCAGCCGUCCGUGAUCCACCGCGACGUGCGGUCCAGCAACGUGCUCGUCUUCGGCGGCCACGUGGGCAAGAUCGCCGACUUCAACCUCAGCAACCAGUCCGCCGACUCCGCCGCCCGGCUGCACUCCACCAAGGUGCUCGGCACCUUCGGCUACCACGCGCCCGAGUACGCCAUGACUGGCCAGCUCACGCACAAGAGCGACGUCUAUAGCUUCGGCGUCGUGCUCCUCGAGCUGCUCACGGGGCGGAAGCCCGUGGAUCACACCAUGCCCAAGGGCCAGCAGAGCCUCGUCACCUGGGCCACUCCAAGGUUGAGCGAGGACAAGGUGAAGCAGUGCGUGGACCCCAAGCUGAACAACGACUACCCACCAAAGGCAGUGGCCAAGCUCGCGGCGGUGGCGGCGCUGUGCGUGCAGUACGAAGCCGAUUUCAGGCCCAACAUGACCAUUGUCGUCAAGGCUCUCCAGCCUCUUGUCAGUGCCCGUCCGGGAGGAGAUCAGCACUAGCUACAGAAACGCAUGCUAAUGCCAUUAGCCUUCUUCUGUACCCCACCUAGUGUCCAUCUACAAUUUUUCAUGUGCAAUGUGCAUUGGCCUUCGGAAAGCAAAUUAUAAGUAUUUGAUUCAUACCUUGUUUUCUGUGAUACACAGUUAACUAUAUACUUCUACUACAAAUGGGCCGCGCCAGAGGCACAUUCCAUGGCUUUUCUUGUCAUAGACACAAUUCUUUUGAAGACUUUAAGCAAGAAAAUUAAAAGUACUUGAUUGGUA